Molecule: messenger RNA, 1356 nt
Organism: Fusarium verticillioides 7600
Lineage: Eukaryota; Fungi; Ascomycota; Sordariomycetes; Hypocreales; Nectriaceae
Exons: 1
Coding region: 157-1092 (311 amino acids)
Molecular function (GO): protein binding
Source: RefSeq, a predicted model, not a curated record
CCGCCUUUGAUAACCACUACAUCAUCGGUUUUGAAAGCCUCUAUAUGUUGCAUAAAACUUGGUGCGACAAACCGCAUCAUUUUUCACUUUUCUUGAGUCUUGCUGUUUUGCAUCUGAAAUGAUCACUCGUCAUACAACGUUGAGCUGAGAUUCGCAAUGGAGUUCACAGACACUAUGACGAGGAUGCUCGCGGUCCCAGAAUUGCUGGAGCUCAUCCUCUUACACCUUGACAUGAAGACACUUCUUGUGUCUGCAUCACGGGUAUGUCGUCACUGGGCCGCGAUGAUAGGAGAAUCUCCCAGGAUCCAGCAAGCGCUGUUCUUCCAACCCGUGUCCUCGGCAGGGACCCAAAAACCGCAGAGUUUCACACUCAACCCGCUGCUGGUUGAAAAGUUUGGGCGGUGCUUCUUCGAUGUCGACCGCAAGUACACGUACCUCCGAAGAGCAGACUCGUUCUUUCGCUUGCCUUGGGCUCCCGAAGGUGCAAUUGAAGCACAAGGAGAAGCGAGAAGCUUAUCCAUGCUGGAGAAGACGGACAGGCUUGAGAACUUUACAAUGAGCACUUCCAGUUGGCGGCGGAUGCUUGUAUCUCAACCACCGCCUCCGACUAUGGGAUAUUUGAAAUCAGAGGGCUUCGACAUGUGGUUCCGCAAUGUCCGCACUGCUCUUAUCAAGCCAAAAUGCUCACAGGGCCUCUGCAUGGGUCAGUUAUACGACAUGGUCCACAGCACAACGUGCCAACCGGAGAACUACUCCAUGUGGUACCGGGUCAGUUGGGGUGAUGCGCGGGAGACGCAUCAGACGCAGCUUUGCCGGGAACAGUGCGAGCAGCUCUUCGGCGCGACUACCCUGGUGGUCGAGUUCUACAGUAUGGAUGGAGGGGAUUGGGACUGCGGACCGUGGAGCAUAGACUGCGUGAGAGAAGUGUUUACGUGUGCCGAUAGUUGCGGUGGUAGAGUCGAGAAAGAGGAGGAGGAGGCUAGCUUGGAGGAGUUUGAGACCUUGGGGCUGGAUGUGCUUACAUCGAUUUGGUGGCAUAACGAGGAGGAUGAUUCAGCUGUAGAUGUUGAUGCGAAUGGUUAUGGGGGGUAGAGAGUCUAAGAGAGUUUGAUGUGUAUGUGUGAGGUGAGUGAUAGUUAGGGAGGGGUUACAUUGGGUUGUUGCCUACCUAGGUAGACUGUCUGAACAGCAACUCACCGUAAGGAAAGGGACAUGUCUCUGGAACGGGGCAUUAUAUUCGGAGUAGAGCAUACGAUAUCGUUAUAACAUGAAGAGAGGUUUGAUGAAGAAGAUUAAUGAUGUAUUACUAUGUCUUAUAUUAUAUCAAAAGGACAAUAUCAUAGUAAAUUCCUUGAG